This is a messenger RNA of Dioscorea cayenensis subsp. rotundata (Guinea yam), 1332 nucleotides long. RefSeq lists its product as uncharacterized. The transcript is spliced from 6 exons. The record is from RefSeq and is a predicted model, not a curated record. Lineage: Eukaryota; Viridiplantae; Streptophyta; Magnoliopsida; Dioscoreales; Dioscoreaceae. The coding region runs from base 1 to 1332 and encodes 443 amino acids.
AUGGCCCGCCGUGCUCCAACAACCCCACAAGAAAUUGUUGCCCGAAUUGCAGAAGUAAGGGUGAGAGGGACCAAUUCUGGAGGAAGCCCAUCAAGAGGAGACGAAUCAGAAGAUUUGUCAAAAACAAUCGUCCCCUUUGUCCCUCCCCAGGAUGCUGGUUCAUCUGACAAAGUGGUAGACGCAGGAACCUCAUCACAUGAAGUGUCCAUAGGCGUCAAAGACAGAGAUGAUCUUCUGAGAUGGGAUAAUUCAACUACAGUUCCAGAAGAAGAAAGUCCAGAGAAUCAACAGGCUAGAGUUGAAGAUGCUGCAAGAGAAGAAGUGACCCAAACUCAAGCAGAAGAGGCUAGCGGAGGAAAAAGUAUAGAUGAUCCCACUAGUGCUGAAGAAGAGGCUGCUGCUAUUCUAAGUGAAGUUCUGAUUGCUAAAGGAAAGAAAGCAGUGUCCAAAAAGAAGUCACAGAAGAAGGAGAAGAAAAAAUCCAAGAGAAAGUCCUUCUCAGAUCCAGAAGAAGAAGGGGAGAAACCAUCAUCAAGUUCUAAGAAAGAAAAGAAGAAGAAGGCAACCCAGCAAGCUAAGGACAGUGAUGAAGACAAGUUUUUGGACAAAGCUUCGAAGAAGAAAUUCAAGACUGUGGUUGGGAGAGGAUUUAUGGUUGAAAGAAUAAUAGAUGAAGUGGCUUUUGAAAAGUAUGGGUUGGCCGAACUACUCAAAGAAAGGUGUCUUUACAAGUCUGCAACAUUUGCUGAAAGCUAUAGUUUGUCACUAGUGCAAGAAUUUUACAGUAAUCUACUGCCAUCUGACAAAGGCAUCACUAGAGUUUAUGUUCAAGGUAAGUGGAUUCCUUUUACUCCAGCUUGCCUAAACAGAUUCUUGGAGUUUAAAUUGGAGGUGAAAGGCAACUGUGAAGAAGAGCUUGAGUUGAAUGAAGAUAAUUGGUUACCAGUCCCACACAAUUCCAGCAUAGUGAAGGAGCUCGCGCUUUUAUUAUUUGCUGUAGGCACUGGUAAGAAGUUCAAUCUGGGAAGGCUGAUCUUCCAGAAUAUUGCGAAAGAAGCUGACUGUACAUACUCCUCAACAUCACUUGGGAAAGGAGAAGCAGUCACAACAGUGAACAAGCUGAAGAUUUUCCAGAAGCUGUUCAGCCCAGGUAAGAAGAUUUAUUUACUUGUAGGACGGGUGUCUCCACCACCAAUGUCGGAAGAUGCAGUAGAGGCGAAUCUAUUGGUUGAAGAAGAAUAUGAGAAGAUGUUGAAAGAGCAACUAGAAGAUGCAAAGAGGAGGCAACGAUCAUUAUCUGCAGAAUUGUUCAUCAUUGUCCAACAAAAAUAG